Messenger RNA from Peronospora farinosa, 747 nucleotides. NCBI's taxonomy places the organism in Eukaryota, Oomycota, Peronosporomycetes, Peronosporales, Peronosporaceae. The record is from the annotation of a GenBank genome assembly.
AUGGACAAUCCAGCAAGGUCUUCUUCUUCUUCUUCUGGUUUGAUGACGUCUCGUAAGCCUUUAGCAACGCGCGUAUUGUCGGUAGAUUCGUAUUGGCAAGUACUAAGAAAGCUAAAGGGACGAUCUCCAAAAGAAAUUCUGGUACCCCUUUGGCCGGGCGAAAGUUUGCAGCAGUACGAGCGUGAAUUCCGACGCUGGUUGGCUGCCGAUCGACUCUCAAUAACGGAUUUACGUAAAGACCCAACAGUUAAACGAAAGUAUCGAUUGCAAUUUGCCGAGACACGAGUGGGUCGAUCUCGUAGUCAUUCACAGACAAUGACGUGUCAUUCGAGAUGGCAAUCACGGUCACGGUCUCCUAAACGCUCGGAUAAUAAUCUGCAGCAACGACACCAUGCAUCUAGUAGAGAGGAAAGGAUGCAGUCGUAUGGAAGACGUUCUUCGAUUGAUAGUGGACGCAUGGUAAUAGGCCUAGAGUUAACAGACAGACUGCGUCACGACCGAAGUUAUGUACGAUGGCAUUCGCAAACAGAUCGAUACCCUGAUGCAGAUGAACCUCCUCGACCGUAUAGUAACUGGCAAGCACCGCACGGUGAUAAUUUUCGUUAUUGUCAAGAUGAUCGAGUGUCGCCGCCGCAUGAUGUUCAUCGUCGAUAUGAUAAUGAUACCCAGCGCUGGAAACAUUCGCGAUCGAGGUCACCACAGUAUGAUGUCAGAGUCGCGUCACCUCCCCACGGACGAGAUGAAUAA